AUGUAUACAGAGAAGAGAACCCUCCGGCAAGGCAUAAGUGCUAGUUCUGCAAUGGCUUACGUUCCACCACACAGGCGGCACUCGAAGGAAUCAGAGAGGCCAUUGCUGACUCCAGAGCUGCUUGCUCCUCAAUCCAAGAAAAACUUAAUUAUCAAGCCAUAUAAUAAGUCUAAUGUGGGAUGGACUGGAGAUACAGUUUAUGCAGACCAUUCUAUAUUUAGAUGGUGCGCCAUCGGUUUGGACGACGAGAACCAGUUUCCAUCUUCUGUUAAUCUGGAGCCCGUUUCCUUGGAGUCUGCUGAUCUGAAUUUUGGAAAAAAUCGUAAGGAAAAGAUUGUGAACGAACUUGUCCCUAAAAUUGGAGUUGAUUUCGAAGAGGAGGAAGAUAUAUACGAAGUACAGUUGUCUGAUUGUACGAGUCCAGAUUCAACUCUCUUCUGCAGAUGUCGGGUAAUUAAAGAAGAGGGAAAGCUAGAACUCUGUGAGAUCCAAUCGAAUCGAGUGCGUAACAUGGUAGUGGACAUUUCGUGCACUACUAAGAAUCUGGACCUGAGUCUAGUGCUAUACACGAGGAGACUCGCAACUAAUCUGACUGAUGAUAAGAUGCGAAGCAUUUCGGAUCUGAUUAAUUCUGCGAUUCUAGUUCCAGACGAGAAGGGUGGAUUGAGAUGGCCCCAGGGGAAGGAGUCUUCUGGAAAUAAAUACAAAGUUGUUAGGGUUUGGCACAUAAUAGCAAAUACGUAUAGAAAUUCAUCACUGAGACUGGAAGUAAAACACACUGAUCGAUUUGAUUUUAGAACCUUAACUGGGGGAGCUUCUUGGGGGACAAGUCUGGUACUGGAAAACGUCAUGUCAAAGUUACAGGAAGAGAAUGUCGAAGCCAGCUCAAUUUCUGAGAUACUCAAGGAAGAUAUGCAGUUGAUAUGGGAUAACUUCUUAAGCUGUGAACCUUUUCUGACAGGAAAUUGCAUUGUAAAUCAGUGAUCACUGUCUUUCUAUGCGACUGUACAUCUGUCUACAUCCCGAGUUUUAUGUUCAACUUUCGGCAUCCUUUGAUGAAUAAUGAGUAGCUGUUUUAAUGUUUCUAGCAAUUCAGUUUGUAUCUGGCACUGUUGAUGGUUAAUGACGUUUUUGAGAUUUUACAUUUCGAUGA
Messenger RNA from Malus domestica (apple), 1153 nucleotides. Lineage: Eukaryota; Viridiplantae; Streptophyta; Magnoliopsida; Rosales; Rosaceae. The record is from RefSeq and is a predicted model, not a curated record.